This is a messenger RNA of Annulohypoxylon truncatum, 5443 nucleotides long. RefSeq lists its product as uncharacterized. The record is from RefSeq and is a predicted model, not a curated record. Gene Ontology annotation, biological process: positive regulation of transcription by RNA polymerase II. The transcript has 7 exons. Lineage: Eukaryota; Fungi; Ascomycota; Sordariomycetes; Xylariales; Hypoxylaceae. Bases 217 to 5328 code for a protein of 1703 amino acids. Gene Ontology annotation, molecular function: transcription factor binding. Gene Ontology annotation, cellular component: nucleus.
GAGCUAAUUGCGCAUCUAGUUCUCGUAGAAAUCGAAACCCCCAUAGCUCUGGCACGAGGGAAAAACGAGGAAAGAAGGCGACUCAUCCGGGAACGGGCAGGUUUUAGGUGUUGCGUGUGAUGUUCGGGGGCCGAAUUGUGUAGCGCCCCCGCUUGCUUGGAAACUGGGAGUAUUAUCUCGCGGAUAUACACGCAAGUCGAGGUGAAUAGUACUACGAUGUCGUCCUCGAGCUACCAGACGAUGCCCCGGCAUCGCAAUGCCUCCACCAGCUCGGCCGGGCGCUCUUCAAGAAAAGGAAAGGUUCCCGCCGAGCCGAGAGACUUCACAUCGCCGACUACUUUGGUCAGAUACUUUGAGCCGACAGCAGCAACAGCCUCAAUGUUGCUGUAUGGACAGGGUAGCUCAGUAGUCGUAGCGCAUCACGACAGCCUGACGAUCGAGAGGCGCUUCUCACGCCAUUCCGCAGAAAUUCAUCUCCUGGCCGUGGACACGCAAAGCGAGAUUGGAGCGGGACGAUUGGUAGUGAGUUACGAUGCGGACAUGACCGCAAUCGUUUGGGACUUAAUGACAGGUGACGAAGUGGCUCGUUUUGCUUCGUAUGAAACUCUUACGUGCGCAGCUUGGAUGCGGAACGGAAACGUCGCAUUCGGCAACACGCAAGGAAACGUCAUUCUUUUUGAACCGACUACGUCUGAACAUAUUUCCGCACGAACCAUUGACCAAAUACCAAUAACAGGUCUUGCUCCUGCGGCUGAUUGUAGGACCUUUGCUAUUGGAUAUCAAAAUGGUUCCCUCCUUAUUGCUACCCUCCAGCCACGAUUUACGAUCCUGCAUAAUUUGAGCACGUCGAGAGCACCGUCGCCAAUCGUAAACCUGGCCUGGCAUGCCUCGUCUUCUCGGCAGAAGUCGGACAUGCUGGCUGUGCAGACCAACGAUGGCGACCUCAGGGUUUGGAGCGUGGCGAAGUCGUUCAACAGCGACGAUCCUGCAAAGGUGGUCAGGAUCUUAAAACGCACGGAGAAUUACCAGAACGGACCCAACUGGAUGGGCUGGUCUAAGAAUGGUCGCAUUAUCCAGUAUUCUGAAGGGGAGACCCUCUCGUGGGAUGUUCGAACAAAACAUGUCACUAAGGACAGCAUCCCGACUCUGGAGCAUGUCCGCGGCCUCGCCGUGUAUGGGCCGGCCGCGACCCUGUUCACGCUUGGUGCCAAUAACACCGUCCAACAGUUCGACUUGAACACGCCAUCUAUGAUGGUUGCUAACGUCCAGCAUCCGGCAAAUCUUUUGCCACCGUCUCCUCCAGUCUCGAUCGAGGAGCAGCCCGAGCAGGGUGUCGUUAUCAUCGGUACAUCUGAGUCGGACUCGUCGAUCCCUAUCAACCCUGAAAUAUCCGAAAGUGACGAUGAUCACAUGUCGCCAUUUGCGAGGCUCACUCGCGGGGCCGACUCGACCACUGACCCGACUGAACAGGAGAGGUACAUGACGCAAAGCCCGGUUUCUUCGAGGAGCCAGUCGACUAUUUCUAAGUCGUCCAAUGGCUCCGGCACACGAGGUCGAUAUCCAGCUUCGGUCAUGUCACGUGGAAUGACUGAGAAUACUUACAUCUCUGCUGGCUCAUCCCUUAGGUCUUCGGCGAUGCCGCCAUAUGGGGACAAGGAUGCUUACUCGAUCAGCAGCAUCAGCUCCACUUCGAUAACUUCGUCUUCGCGUUCCCAUCGCCGGCCGUCGCGGCUAAGGAACGAAGUUCUGCCCAGCCCCGAGGAGUCCAAGGUUCAUGACCUAUUCAAGUUUACGAGGAGCCGUCUUCAUGACAUCCCAUACAAGCACGUUCCUCUGGCUGACCAAUCCCGCCUUACUAAUGAUGAUCUUCGUCGACAGAUGCUUAGCAUUAUAUUUGGGUGGAAUGGUGAGAUUGAAGACCUGAUUCGCGAUGAGAUGUCACGACAUCCUCUAGGCUCACCGGGCCGUAUCCUUCUCUCAAAAUGGCUCGGCGAUAUCGACGCGGAUGUGAUGACAGCCACUUCGGAGAACAUGACUUCCUCGGACUGGAUGUUGCUCGCUCUAAGCGGAAUUGGCGGUCAAGCCUCUCAGCAUAAGCUUGGACGUGCGUAUGUGCAGCGUCUCUUGGAGAACGGCGAUGUGCACGCGGCAGCAACCAUUAUGAUUGGAAUGGGAGAUCAGAACGAUGCUAUCGAGAUUUACGUAUCGCACAAGAAGUACAUGGAAGCUCUCAUUUUGCUUUGCCUCUUCUUCCCCGGCGUGUGGGAGCGACAAUCCCAGAUCAUCAAGAAAUGGGGAGAAUUUGCUAUCCAGCAUGGCCAACAGCAGCUGGCAAUCCGAUGCUUCGCUUGCACAGGCGUGGAGUCCACUGAGCCAUGGACGUCGCCAUCUGCCUCGCAGCUAACUUUCCAAUCCAUGAACCCAAGCAUUCCAGAGGUCCUGAGCCCGCCCCUAUCUCCUCCAGGCUUGAACCGUGGACCACAGCGUAGCAUUGCAAAGACCUCAGCACUCAAGCUUAUCACCUCCUUUGGCGACCAAGGAAAGAAGUCGAAAUUCUUCGCGAGUGGUGGCGACGGAGGCCAGACUCCUAUUGCUGCGGGUGUCACGCCGAUAGCUGAGUCCGCCGUUUCUCCUGGUGUGCAUGAUCCCAACACCGCCUUCCUCCGUCCCUCGCAGCGAAGCGCCUUCAACACCCCUGCCACUGCGAAGCCGACUACUCCUGGUGGAUUCGGACGACAGCGUCUUCCCUCGAUAGGAGAGAUCCCGCAUGAUGCUCUUCCACGCAACCUGAAGAGUGGAGAUCUGCCAACUCCCCCAAGCGACCAGGUUCCUGAAAUGAUCCAGGCUCAACGUGCUCACCAUGCUCACAAGACCUCUACUGACGAACGGUAUGAUACUGGUCUAUCCGUACCAAGGGCUUCGACAGCAAGCCCUAUGAUGAUGAAGGAUAGCCACCGACGUAGAGAUGCGCCUCCACCGUCGCCAUCCCCGCAGUCCCUCGCUGCACUAAUGCAACAGGGCCGUUCGAGCCGCAAUGGAGCUCGAGAGCGUAAGCCCGAAGGCAUGGAAUUGAGGAUCCACUCCAUCGAAGCCGCCAUGAGCGAUGUAACCUCUCCAGAACAAUCCGUGGCGUCGUCUACUCGUUUCCAUUGGCCAAGCCGUCGUCGCGGACCGGGUUCGAUCGCGGGUUCCGUCACCUCAAACUCCAGCGCAGGCCGAAGCUACCGGACCAACCAGACGGGCCACGGAGGCCGCGGCUUGAACGAGUACAUCCACAGCUUGGACACCGCGUCUCAUUACUCCAAGAAGCAACGAAGCCGCGAGAGCAGCCGCCAUCGUGAGGACAAGCACGGCCGAAGCCGUGAGAGUAGCCGUAACCGCCAAGGUGGUGCGCGUGAGAGCUCGGAGGACAGAGGUAGGGGUAUCUCCCGAAACUGGACACCCAAGCCAGCUAAGCGUUCUCCCACUUCCCCCGUGCCCAUGUCUCCCGAAGAUCUCAUCAACCUGAGCACACCGGGACGCAACGAAACUGGAUCCAACGAAGAAUUCGAGUCCGGUGAGCCUGCUACUGUUCGCAAGUCCAGCCAAGUCAGACGAACCUCGCCUCGGAGCACCCGCAUGUCUAGCCGUGCCUCGAGCCGCACCGGUCGCCAAAGGAGCUUGGAGCGGAGGCCUCCGGCGCUGACCUUAGAGCCUCGUGGCAGAAGCAAGAGCCGCGGUGACGGUUCCCUGAUGAGGUCUCCUUCAUCGCCAUUGCCAAUGUCGGCCCCUAUGAAGUUCUACGGGUCGGACGACGAGGAGGACUACCGAGCUGCCCUAGAAGCGCAGGAACAGUUCAGGAACAGGCACAACCGCAGCGGCAGCCAGAAGGACCCCUCUUCUCCCGCCGUCUCCCGAGCCCGGGACCGGUCGCAGAGCCGUAGAAGGAACAAGACGCCGGCAGAUCAAGAGCAGGAGCCCCUACCCCCGGCUCCGCCAGUGCCCAAGCAGCAGGUGCAGCUACAGCUACAAAUCCAACAGCCGCAGCAGCAAGCAAGCGCACCCCGAGCCGGAGAUCUCAAGUUGAUCUCGGCCGAGAGACAGCGGAAGAAGGAGCAGGCAGCCCGCGAACUAGAGGAACGCCGCAAGUCUCUCGCGCGUCGUCCCUCAGCACCGCCGAUUCCUCACCCGGAUGAGCUGUCCCCGAUCGUGUCUCGCCCGCCGAGCGCGUUCGAGCUGCCUCAGACGACCUUCGUGCCUCCGAAGGACGUUCCCGCCAGGAGCCACACCGCGGACCCUCACAGGAGCUCGCACACGCGCAGCGGAACCGUUCCCAUGAUCGGCCUCCCAGCAACGCCCAAGGCCAUGCGUCUUCAGUUCCAUUCCCACAAGCUCGACGUCCCGGCGAUCCCAGCCGCUUACAAGUCAUCGUCCGGGUCUUCGGGACAGCCGUCGCCCGACCGACCAAUCACCGGCAACAGCUCGCCUACCAAGUCGCCCAAGAAAUCGCCAGGAAAGGCGCCCGAGAAGGAGUCGUCGCCGCCCCUGACCCUCCUCCCUUCGACCGUCUACUCGCCUCCCGCGCGCCCCAACAUCCCGCGGUGCAUGUCCGCCCCUAUCCCCGAGGAGCACCCGCCUCACGUCUCGCACUCGGCUCACCAGGGGAUGCAGGCCAACAACCAACCACCUCGACGGGGGUCCAUUUCGGCGAGGAAGAUGAGCGGUGACGCCAGCGCGGGAUUGCCCGGUAUCCAGGAGACCUUGGGAGCCGGUAGACACGCGAGGAGACCUUCGCGAGACGACCAGAUCCCGCCCCCGCCUCCGCCACCUCCGGUCCUGAAGGAAUUGCAGCAUCUGGCUACUCCUCCCCCGCCGCCUCCCGCGCCUCUCCCUGGCGCUAGGUCCAACGUGUACACGCAGCCGUCGGGCUCCGGAACCAUCGAGAUCGUGAUGGACGAGGAGGAGCAGUCCGCAGUGCCGGCCCCGCUCACGAUCCCCGAGCAGCCGCCCAUGCAGACCUCCAGUCCACCUGUCGUAUCUCCCGUCCGCGGCCACAGCCGCGGCGCAAGCUUCACCGACAACAGCCUCGCGGGGCGAAUCGGCCGCGUGACCGAGAAGAUGCGGUCCGCGAGCCGCGGGCGAACGAGCUCCAUCCUCGGCAACAGGACCAAGUCGCCCGACACCGCCAACAUCCCGUACGAGAGCGUCCCGCCGCCGGUGAGCAUGCACAACAACGGGUUCACGUCGCCCGUGAGCCAGCAGUCCGUCGAGCGCCACCCCCGCGAGGUCCGCGCCGCUUACCAGGAGCGCGAGUUCGGCAGCGGUCUGCACGCGAGCGAGAUGAUCUAACGCAGUACCGUCUUGAUCUCUACCUACCUAUUAUUCACUCUCCCAUCAAUCCACCACCAAUUUGCAUUACCCUACUCAACCCUAUCCUACCAGACAGGCCUUGCCUUGUUGCUUG